AUGUAUCCAUUUGAUCGACUUCGUGAGCAAACCUACAUGAAACCAUGUGAAUCUGCAAUACCACGUCUGAUUGUAAUCGAUGGUAGUAAUAUCGCUCGCAGUUCCUGUGGAACUGAUCGUGAAGAUUUGGAUGUAGUUGUGUUCUUACCAGUAAUUUACAACAAUAAUUACAAUUUCAACGCAACAAAUGCACAAGUUCUUCCGAAAUUACGAAAUUUGGAUGUACUAACAUUCACCCCUGCUCGCGCUGCACGUUCCGGUAGGUCAGCAUUCAUUAAUUAUGAUGACUUGUAUAUCCUGGAAUUUGCGGAACGUCACGGAGGGAAUGUAUUAUCUGGUGAUCGAUUUUACGACAUAGCCAAAGAAUAUACAUAUCGCGAUUAUCGUCAAAUUAUUAAAGAACGUCGAAUAGAUGUAAUCUUCCGUCCACUGGAUGCUGAUUUUGUUGAAUAUGGAAGGGAUCGUUUCUUUCGUUUCCUUCCUGAACUUCGUGUCUUACGUAUAAAUGGUAUCAACAGUAGUUUGUCUGCUGAUGAACGAAUGCAGCGACGUUUAUACUGCCUACCAAGCGACAAAGAUUACAAUAAGGUUGUUCGACGUCGGGAAUUUUGGACAUCCAAAAGACGUGAUGAGAUUGUCAGCGCAAUCGAUGUGUUGCUGGAUGAAAUUGCGACAAAGAAUUGUUUGGUUCCGAAAAUAAUACCUGUUCAAAUACCAUCGUCCUCAAAAACUGAGGUGAUAGAAAUUAAAAACUCUUCACUUUAG
Molecule: messenger RNA, 765 nt
Organism: Thelazia callipaeda (thelaziosis nematode)
Lineage: Eukaryota; Metazoa; Nematoda; Chromadorea; Rhabditida; Thelaziidae
Source: the annotation of a GenBank genome assembly